Messenger RNA from Aspergillus steynii IBT 23096, 2155 nucleotides. Its product is annotated as putative transporter. The record is from RefSeq and is a predicted model, not a curated record. Gene Ontology annotation, biological process: transmembrane transport. Gene Ontology annotation, molecular function: transmembrane transporter activity. Bases 297 to 2081 code for a protein of 594 amino acids. NCBI's taxonomy places the organism in Eukaryota, Fungi, Ascomycota, Eurotiomycetes, Eurotiales, Aspergillaceae. The transcript is spliced from 5 exons.
GACUGACUGGCAAUCCCUGCUCAGACUCUUCAUUCAUCACGCCCACUUCCCCCGGACGACCGUUUGGUCCGUUCUCCUGGUCGGUUCAUUUUUGACUUAUCCUCCGAUCUUGGCACUUCCCUCCACAUCGGGGUCUGACCUGUCGCGCGGUCAGGAAAGUGCUCAAUACGAGGUGGGUUCUUCGGGUUGUUAUCGUUACCCAGAUCCUGCUCCCAGUCCAAUCAUCCCGGCGAUCUCGGAUGUAUCUAACGCCCGUUCCUUAGUCCUCCAGAGCUCUGAUCGGCCCUAGGAACAGAAUGAUGAGUGCCUGGAUGAGAUGCUUUCGCCCGUCGCGGGAGAAUGAAAGCAUCGCCAGUCCCCAACCCUCGUCUAUCUACGAUGAGAAAUACAGGGACUAUGAAGUCAACGUUCAAGAGUCGGACCCGGCCGUACCUGCUACUGGAGCUGCCAAGAUAGAAGCCGUCGAAGCAGUGGGAGGCCGCAAAGGACGCUAUCUUCUAUACGCGGGGCUGGCAAUGAUUAUGACCAUCUAUGAGUUGGAUACGUCCACCGUGGGCACCUAUCGCAAUUUUGCGACUUCGGAUUUCGACCAUCUUUCCAUGUUGGCGACUCUGAACACGGCUGCUAGCAUUAUCUCUGCUGUGUGCAAACCCCCGAUCGCCAAAGUGUCCGAUGUUCUUGGCCGCGCGGAAGCAUACAUCUUCACGCUCGCUUGCUACAUCAUUUCGUAUACACUCUGCGCAUCGUCAAAAUCAUUCAACACAUACGCCGGUGGUUAUGUCUUCUAUUCUAUCGGCCAAGCUGGGACUGCCAUCCUUAAUGCCACCGUGGUCUCGGACAUCUCGUCCAUGCGCUGGAGAGGAUUCGUCUACAACAUUCUCUAUGUGCCAUUUUUGAUCACUCCUUGGGUCUCGGCUUUCAUCGUCGACAGCGUGGUCAAUGGGAUCGGCUGGAGGUGGGGCAUUGGCAUGUUCGCAAUACUGAUGCCAUUUUGUGCCAGCUUCAUCAUCAUCACACUGCUCGUGUUCCAGCAACGAGCCAAACGAGCCGGGCUGAUUUUGACGGAGCGCCUCAAUAUCUAUGACUUCUGCUCAAGAAUCGACCUGGGUGGUAUCAUUCUCCUGAGUGGCGGAUUUACUCUGGUGCUCAUUCCAAUCACGCUGGCGGCCACCACGAGCAGUCGUUGGCAGACCCCUUGGGUGGACGUUCUCAUCGCUCUCGGUGUUGUGGUAUUGAUCUGCCUCUAUCCUUACGAGAAAUACCUUGCGCGCCAUCCGGUGGUCCCAGUGCGCUACUUCCACACCCUUUCUGUCGUGGUCUCCGUGGCUCUGGCCUGCGUCGACAACAUCGGCUUUGGCAGUACCCAUACCUACCUGUAUGUGUGGUCGAUGGUCUCGCACAACUUCUCCCCGCGCGAUGCGCAGUUCCUCAACUACACCAACGCGGUCAUGCAGGCGUUAGUCGGCAUGGGCACCGGAUUGCUGAUGUACCGCAUGCGCUCGUACAAGUGGAUCGGAGUGAUCGGGGCGGUGAUCCGAAUGGUCGGGUACGGCGCCAUGGUGCGUCUGCGCACCAACGCCAGCUCCACAGCCGAGCUUUUCAUCGUCCAGCUAGUCCAGGGCGUAGGUAGCGGUAUCAUUGAGACCAUCGUGGUCGUUGCGGCGCAGAUCUCCGUGUCCCAUGCGGAACUAGCGCAGGUCACGUCGUUGACGAUGUUGGGAUCGUUCCUGGGCAACGGCAUCGGUUCGGCGAUUGCCGGGGCCAUCUACACGGGCAAGCUCCGCCAUCAACUGCGACUCCAUCUGGGGUCAGGUGUGAGCGACGACAAGGUCGACGAUCUAUAUAAUUCCAUUACCGGAACGUUACCUCCUUGGGGAUCAAUGGAGCGGACAGCCGUCAAUCAGGCCUAUUCAGACGUGAUGGGCUACAUCACAAUCGCCGCUCUGGCCUUCUCUGCUCCGGUGGUGGUUCUCGCGGUGAUCCUUCCUAACAAGAAACUUGGGGAUGGACACAACCUGGUGCAGGACGACAAGCCCCCGGGCACAUCCCAGGCGGAACUAGUGGAAAAAGAAACACGAUGAUGAGCAGACCGCCGUAACGGCCAGUGCAGAAUGUUAACGACUGAUUAAUAUAAUUAUACAUUAUGAUAUGAUAG